GAACAGCUACCUACUAUUAUUAGUCAGUCACCCAUUUUUCAUUCUUUUAUUAUUUGCACCUUUAAGCUUUAAUUUCUUUUCAUUUUCUCAUUUUGUUUACAUUCAUCCUCCUAUUUUUUUGACCAUUUUUAGUUACCCGUCGUCCAUUUUUGUGCUCCAAUUUCUUUUUUUUUAAUUUUCUUCUACCUCACCCAAGACUGAGAGACGUUUAGGCGCAUGGGGCAUAUCCUUAUAAAAUUUCCAAAUGAGAACCUAGAACCACAAAAUUUUGUUUAUUUAUCUCUAAUUGUGUCAUUUACUUUCUCUAAAAAUUUCAGAAUUUUUAGUUGAAUAUUUGGGCAGUUAUAGUCUAAAAUGUCACAUUUUUAGAAGAAAUUUCAAUUUUCUUCAAGUUUUUGACCAGAACUUUGAAAAUAUUUAACCAAAAAUUCUGAAAAUUUUAGAGAAGCUAGAAGACAUUAUAAGGGUUAUAAUUGGGGAAUUUCAAGAAUACAAGUCUUUGACAGCCUAUCCUUUUCUAAGUUUGCGUCAACCCUUUCCUGCGCCGAAACGUGUAUUCUCUCCCUUCCUCUCUCUCUCAUUUCCCUCUCCCUUCAAAAUUUCUCCACCUUCAUUUUUCUUCAUUCACGCCCCCCAUUUUCCUUCAUUUUUCCCAUUCCAUAAAUUAACUGUCCUUCCCUUAACCCCCUUUUUUCAUUCCUUCAAUUUCGCCAGAGGCGCGAAUUUCGGCGGAUUAUCAAUUUCCUCAUCGCUAAUCCCUUUCUAAUUUUCUAAUACUUAAAUUGCCAGAACUUUUAUAUACUUUUAAAGCCCCCAAAGGCUUUUUCCCACUGGCCAAGAGGAAAAGAAGAAUUUCUAAAAAAACUUUUCCCUCUCUCAAUUCAUUCCAAUGGUUACCAAAAUUAUUUUUAUUAAACAACAAAUUUUUAAUAUUUUUAUUCAAAAAUAUUUACAACAAUACAGCCUAUUUUUGUUUAUUUUAUUUUUGGUUAAAAUACCAGAAAAUGCCUUUGAUUGCAUUCAAUGCGAUCGACAAGCUCUUUGGUAUUCCCCCGAAGAAAAUGAAAGGCACAUUUCCCGAUGCCAGAAAGGGCUUAUUCCUUCUACUAAAUGUAUGAAUUCAUCACAUACACACUGCAUUUACAGUUAUUAUAGACAAUCUGGAGUGAUAACAGUGACUGAAAGAAGGUGUGGGACUGUUGAAGAGAUCAGUGGAUGUACACUUUACAAAUCACUUAGACGGGCAAAACGGCACUUUAUUGGAGGCACAGGAACAGAUAUUAAUGUCGGGAAUUCACCUGCUAGCCAUCGACGAAGAGAAACUGGCCCUCUUGUUGUUGAGGUUUGCACAAGUGGAUGUCAGGAAGAUGGAUGUGUUUCUGGAGGAAUUAGACAAAAAUAUGGGGAAUGGACAGUUUUGGGAUUUUUGUUAACAACAAUUUUGGUUUUGAGAUAUUUUAACGAGGAAGAGAUGAUUAUGGAAAGGAGAAGGAAGUGA
Meloidogyne enterolobii is the source of this 1498-nucleotide messenger RNA. The record is from the annotation of a GenBank genome assembly. NCBI's taxonomy places the organism in Eukaryota, Metazoa, Nematoda, Chromadorea, Rhabditida, Meloidogynidae.